This is a messenger RNA of Candidula unifasciata, 291 nucleotides long. The record is from the annotation of a GenBank genome assembly. Lineage: Eukaryota; Metazoa; Mollusca; Gastropoda; Stylommatophora; Geomitridae.
AUGUGGAAAGUUACCAAAGCUUUGAAGAUUACAGUGUCCUGGAAUGGUCUGAUACCAAAAGUGCAGCUUGGUGCCAGAAGUGAAAAGGAGAAAGAGACGGAAUCCUUUGAUUCUCAGGCAAUGAAGUACUUGUCAUAUGUACUGUAUCCAUUGUGUCUAGGAGGAGCAGUCUACUCACUAAUAUAUGUGCAACAUAAAAGUUGGUAUUCAUGGAGCAUCAACAGUUUAGUGAAUGGUGUCUAUGCAUUUGGAUUCUUGUUCAUGCUACCACAGCUGUUUGUUAACUACAAG